AAAAAGAAAAAAUUUUGAAUAUUUUUGAAACUGAACGUUUUUCGAAAUUUUAGAUUCUUCAAGUAUUUUCAAUUUUUCGACAUGAAAAUAAUUAUUUCAAACAUAUAAACACAUAUUUUUUUCUCCAGAUCGACGAGCACUCGUGUAAAAAAAUUGCAAAAAUAAAAAUGUGCUGCAGUUUCGAAUUUUUUACACCUUAUAACAAAUCACAAAGUCAAUAGCUUCAUGAUUCACUUAAAUAUCUAUAGAGAUCAAUUUCAAUUCUAUAUACUGUUGAAUGUGCACCGUUUUUCUUUACAAUAGUAGAAUUCAUUUUUAACUUCUUGUAUAAAACGAUAUUACACUAAUAGUUUGAAACUGUUAUAAAAGUCAAACUUUAUUAUUUUGUUUUUUAAGAAAUCGGUCAGCAAUUCCACCAAGGUUCCUAAACCACCAGGUAUUAGCCAGUAUGUUCGAUGCAAAAGCCUGAUGAGAAACAAAGUGGUAAAUGCCAGUUUCUGUCGAUGGGAUUUUGAUAAUACCGACAGUAAAUAUCCAAUCUGUUGGAAUUCAACUAUGAACAACACAUUUGAUAUAAAAGUCAUUGAAUAUGAUUAUACACAAAGUCUAGCAGCUGAACAACCGUUAACUCGAAAUUGUACUGUCAAACGGUAUUGUCGUGCUGAUGGCACAUGGGAGAAACCUGAACCAUUGGCAUUGCAAUGUAAAAAAUGCGAUAUGACGCCAGUGCAGGUAACUAUUUGCAAGCAAUGCCCAAAAAUUAUUUUUAACUAUUCGUAAAUCACAUAGUCAUGCUGUAGUUUAGAGAGAAUAGGGCUAAAACAAACACAGAUAACAGCGACUCAUCAACAAAAUUUUGCAUAGAAAAUGGUUGUUCUAGUCUCAGUACUUUUCACAAUAUAUUAGACGAGGAUGCUAAAAUUUAGUUGGUCUAUAAUGUAUGUAUUAUCCAUCCACAGAAAUCAUAAUCAUUGAUGAAUUUUGAAAAUUUAGACGCAAGGUUAAGAAUAAGAAUGUAAGAAUAACUGCGGCUAUCAUGUUAAGAAUUUUAAUAGAAGUUUAAGUUAAAAAUAAAAAUUUUAAAACUGAAACCAACAAUUAAAACUACAAUUCGAUAUUUCAACCUAUUGGUACGGUCGUUUUCAAGUUAUUCUGCGUACAGACAUAAAAAUGAAAAAAACAGUAUAACUGAGUCUUAACGUGAUAGCCGCAAUUAUUCUUAAAUUCUUAUGCUCUCAGUUAUUUUCUAAAUAAUCUUUUAUGACUAAUAUUUUUUUGCUAAGUAAAACUACCUAAAUGCUAAGUUAAUUUUUGGUAAGUAAAAUUUGUAUCUGCUUAGUGAAUAAUUUGAAUGUUUAAUAAAAUUAUUGAACGCUCAAUUAAUUUAAUUUUUCCAACAAUUAAAAUUUUUGCUGAGUUUGAUGAGUAAAAUAUUUAAUCAUUAAGUUAAUAAAUUGAAAAAUAUGUUUUUAAGAUGAAUAAUUUAAUUAGGAAUAAAAAAUUGCGUGGAAAAUAAAUAUUUUUUAUUUAAAAUUUAAAUAAAAUACUUAGAAAAAAAUAGUUUUUUUACUUAUAAUUACUUUUAAUAAAUUACUUAGAAAAACAAAUCAUUUUUUACCUGAUAUUUAAUAAAAACUACUUAGCAUUUAAAUGAGAACUAUUUUUUAUUGACGAUGGCUAGAGACUUUCAGUUUUCACCAUCAUAUAGCUAAUUAAAAUAAUUUAGAAUGAAUGAAAACUUUCAGAAUAUAGUGAGAUGAACAUGUUCUACCUGAACGUCAUGGCAAAAUUCUAAAAGAACUUGUUUUCCGAGAAGAUUUUCUGAUACUCUAGCUCGACAUCGAGUGCAGUAUAACCAGUCUCUUGUCUCUUUUUUAAGCGCCAUAUCGUAUGACUGAUACAAAAACUAGUGUAUUCUGAAAUUUUUAACUCAUUCUAUAAAAUAUUUUGAUGAAUUAUGAAUUUUCUAAUUUUUAGUGAAAGUCAGAAACGGACGAGUACGGCCGGACUGCAUUUAUUUCGAAGGCAUUUUGAGUUAGAUAUGCCGCAGGAUAAAAUAUUCUAGGAGAGAAGUCAAUGUCAUGUCCGACUACGGUCGAGUCGAGAAUGAAGCCAAAAGAUCCUUACAAACGUGUCAUUUUUACUCUCAUCCCCGUUUAUAAUGCUUUGCAAGCAGUAUCAGUCAGACUUGACAUUGAACUUUUAGUAUGACUUCUCUCCUAAAACAGUUUGCCCUGCGGCAUGUCUGACUCAAAAUGCCUUCGAAAUAAAUUCAGUAUGGACUAUGGGGUCACAUUAUGCAUUUUCCCCAUGAUGGGCAGACAUGUCACUUUUAUUGGCCAGAAACAAUUUUUUUCGCUUGAAUACAACUGACUAUCCCUCAGAGAGUCAUUUCAGAGCAAAAAACAGUUUUUUCUGAUGAAAAUAUCCCUGCGAGGUGUCCUUGCCCCAAUUUUUUAUAAAAAGUUUCUUGUUUAAAGAUUUUUUACGCUGAUUCAGAAAAUAAUCUUAGUUUUGGGUUAAAAGUAUUUAUGGAUCGAGAAAAUUCGAUUUUAGCUGGAAAAUCUUUACCGAAGUUCAGGAUUAAUCGCGCGUUUGUCAAAACAAAGUUUGAGCGAUUUUGAAGAUAAGGACAAGAAGGGAUGCUUACUGUACUGAGGAUAGCCGUACGAAAACAUUGUUAGUUUGUUCAUUUUCUCUCUCGAACUGUUUAAUAGGAAAUUGAGAAAUUUUCACCGGCUUCGUAAUAUGCAAAAACUUCAAAACCACAUUUUCAUACGCAGUUUGUAAUGCUGAUUCAGAAAAAAAAAAUUCGUUAUUGUAUAGCUAAAAGCUUCUAGAUGCAGAAUAUCUGUCGUUCAAGUAUGUAAUUUUGACAGAUUGAAUUAAAAAGAACAUUUUCCGGCCACAUCUGUGCUUUUAGACCCGUUGAGCCAAGGGUUCUCCGAAGAACCUUAGCAAUUGAAACAAAACUUUUAACGUCGUUAGAUAGCCAAUCUAUUGAAGUAAAUUUAUUCACAUUCAAAUCUUGAAAAUACGCAUGUUCGAUGUUUGGCUAAAUGCCAGGAUGGAUGCACGCUGUGGGACUGGGCUCGGCAAUCGGACUCUCCUAUCUAUAGUGAAAGUAGCAGACAUAGAUCGUGCAUAUUUUUUAAAUCGGAUUUUGCUAGAUUUUUCGAAUUUUUUCCUCAAAUCGAUCAUUGCUACAAGGCUCAGCGAGGGCGAUAACCUAGAAUUUUCUUCGUUUUUAUGGUCACUACCACCAAAGUAUAAGCUUUUAGGUAGGAUGGGUUCCAGCAAAACUGCGACCUUAUGGUCUUGUUUUUUGUCCUGGAAAACGGCUUUUGAAAAAGUUUAUCAGACCCUGUUUGCUUAAGAAAGAAGACAGUCACGCUUUGUCUACACAAUAGUGAAAACCACAACUCUCUUAUCGUCAAUAAAAGUUAUUUGGUAAAUAACCGACAGUACUACUUUUGUGAAUGGAUAAUAACUGUUUCUUUCUAGUAGAAGAGUGAAAUUUGACUGAAUGAGACAUUAAAUAAAACUAUAUAAUGAGUCGAAAUCACUAUUUAUUGCAUCAGUUAAGGGUCCCCCCCCUCAGAAAUGAUGAUUUUCGGUCAAAAAAUCGGUUUUGAGAUACACACAUGAAAAGACAGCCUGAAGUGUCUACUUCCAGAAUCUGUAUUGUUUUUGGUUACUAAAGUUUUCGGGAUUUUGAGCAAGUUUUCUAAGAGCCUCGAAAAAAUGGGUCUUCAAAUAAUGGUUUUUUCCUGGAUACUUAUGCAAUUAAAAUUUUUCUGAAAACACAGCUUUGUAG
Molecule: messenger RNA, 3817 nt
Organism: Didymodactylos carnosus
Lineage: Eukaryota; Metazoa; Rotifera; Eurotatoria; Philodinida; Philodinidae
Source: the annotation of a GenBank genome assembly